UCUCCGCUGCAGGUUUCAUCCCCGACUUGGUCUGAGUGUCAUCAUGGCCGUCUAUUUUGACCACCGGGUAGAAGCCCCGGACUCAGUCGGGUCUCCUUCCCACAUCCAUUGGCACCCUAUUCAUCCGUUCCUGGCAGUCGCCUCCGCCAGCACGACCUCAGGCGGCAGCGUGGACGUGUACCUGGAACAGGGGGAGCAUGUGCCCGACACACAUCUCCAGAGGUCCUUCCGGGUCAUUUCCUUGUGCUGGCACCCGACGCGGCUGAUGCUGGCCGUGGGCUGGGAGACCGGAGAAGUGACCGUGUUUAACAAGCAGGACAAGGAGCAGCACGCGGUGCCCCCGACACACACCGCUGACAUCACCGUCCUCCAGUGGAGCCCCAGCGGGAGCUGCCUCGUGUCGGGGGACGGGCUUGGUGUCCUGCUCCUGUGGAGGCUGGACCAGAGGGGUCGGGUCCAAGGGCCGCCUCUGCUGAAGCACGAUUACGGAAAAGCCCUGACUCACUGCAUCUUCCGGCUCCCCCCGCCCGGCGAGGACCUCGUCCAGCUGGCGAAGGCGGCCGUGAGCGGCGAUGAGCGAGCCCUGGACAUGUUCAACUGGAGGAAAAGCGGCUUCGGGAGUCUCCAGAAAAUGGGGUCUCAGGAGGGACUGUCAUUCUUCGUCAGCCUGAUGGAUGGGAUGGUGCACUACGUGGACGAGAAGGGCACGACCACCCCAGUGGCGUCCACGGGCAGCCCGGUGCAGACGCUCUUCUACCUGGAGAGAAGGGAGGCCCUGGGGGUGGUCACACAGAGCCGGCUGCUGUCCCUGUACGUGCUGAGGCCGGAGGGUCAAGCGGAGGAAGUGAUGAAGGUGAAGUUGAGCGGGAAGAAGGGUCACCGGGCGGACGUCGUGUUGAUUGAAGGCAGCGUGCUCGUGACCGCCGCAGGGGACCCCGUCCUCAGAUUCUGGGACUUGGAGGGAGGAGAGAAUUACGUGCUGAGUCCAGAGGAGAAGUCUGGUUUCGAGAAAGGAGAGAAUAUAAACUGUGUUUCUUACUGUAAAGUCAAAGGCCUCCUGGCAGCGGGCACCGAUAAGGGGCGCGUCGCCAUGUGGAGAAAAGUGCCGGCCCCCCAGCGCGGCCGAGCGGCCGAGGGCAAGGACCGGUGGGCCCUGCAGACCCCUACCGAGCUCGACGGCAACAUCACCCAGAUGCAGUGGGGCUCGCGGAAGAGCCUGCUGGCCGUCAGCUGCGUCCACGCCGUGGUGAUCCUCCGCGAGCAGGCCAUGUCCUCACACUUCCACCAGCAAGUGGCCGUGCUGCAGAUCUCCCCCAGCCUGCUCAGCGUGUCCUUCCUGUCCACGGGCGCGACGCACACCCUGCGCACCGACAUGCACGUCAGCGGGGUGUUCGCCACCAAGGAUGCCGUUGCCGUCUGGAACGGAAAGCAGGUGGUGAUCUUUGAACCUUCGGGAGCCACGUUACGGAAUGCAGGAACCUUCCUGUGUGAGUCUCCGGUGUUAGCCAUGCAUGAGGAGAACGUUUACACCGUGGAGCCAAACCGAGUUCAAGUUCGAACCUGGCAGGGGACAGUGAAACAGCUCUUACUGUUCUCCGAGGCGGAGGGGAGCCCGUGCUCCCUUGACAUCGGUGGAAACUUCCUGGUUGUGGGGACAGACCUGGCUCGCUUUAAAAGCUUCGAUCUUUCCCGAAGAGAGGCCAGAGUGCACUGCGGCGACCGGAAGCUGGCGGCGCUGGUCCCGGGCGCAGAGGGCAUUGACUCGCUCCGGUGCAACGCCAGCGGCAGCAAGAUCAGCAUCCUCCUCAGCAAGACUCUACCCCCACCCCGCACACGUGCGCCCAUGGGACGCGGGGUCCACGCCGGGCCUGGUGGGCGUCCUCCCCCGACCUCGGGGGCUGAAGCCGCACACGCCUUCGAUGAGGCCGCCCUGGGGCUCCCUGACCAGCUCUCGCACCCGAGUGUGGCCCCGGCAGGCGGCCUGAGCUGUGCCUUCGUGGAGGACAGACUGAGAGACCUCGUUCCCGUGAGCCACUUCUGGGACCAGAGUGAUCCCAGGCUGUUUGUGUGCGAGGCCGUGCAGGAGGCGCCGGGGGCCCCACUGCCGCCCAGGGACAGGAAGCCCGCCGCCGAGGACAGCCCGGGCCCCACGGCGGACGUGCUGGUUCUGUCCUUCUUCGUCACCGAGGAGCACGGCGUCCUCCUCCAGGACUGCUUCCCCCGGCCUCCCGCCUACCAGACCCUUCUGGGGAUCCACGUGCCCUACUAUUACUUCACGAACAAGCCAGGAGAAGCCAGCGGGGAGGAGCAGGGGGACCCGGAGUGCCACUGCGGCCCCCGCGUGGUGGGCAAGAGGCCCCUGCGGGACUUCGUCGGGCUGGAGGCCUGUGACAAGCCCACUCAGGAUGCCAUGCUUAACUUCAGCUUCUUUGUUGCGGCUGGAGACAUGGACGAAGCUUUCAAAUCCAUCAAGCUCAUCAAAAGCGAGGCGGUCUGGGAGAACAUGGCCCGCAUGUGCGUGAAGACCCAGAGGCUGGACGUCGCCAAGGUGUGCCUGGGGAACAUGGGCCACGCGCGCGGAGCCCGAGCGCUGCGCCAGGCCGAGCAGGAGCCGGAGCUGGAGGCCCGGGUGGCCAUGCUGGCCAUACAGCUGGGCAUGCUGGACGAGGCCGAGCAGCUGUACAGGAAGUGUGGCCGCUAUGACCUCCUCAACAAGCUGCACCAGGCGUCCGGCCAGUGGCAGAAGGCCGUGGGGGCGGCGGAGCUGCGGGACCGUGUGCACCUGCGCACCACCCACUACAACUACGCCAGGCACCUGGAGGCCAGCGGCGACCACGCCCUGGCCCUUACCCACUAUGAGAAGUCGGACACCCACCGCUUCGAGGUGCCCAGGAUGCUCUCGGAGGACCCGCAGUCCCUGGAGCUCUAUGUCAACAAGAUGAAGGACAAGACCCUGUGGCGGUGGUGGGCCCAGUACCUGGAGAGCCAGGCGGAGAUGGACGCCGCACUGCGCUACUACGAGCUGGCGCAGGACUGCUUCUCCCUGGUUCGCAUCCACUGCUUCCAGGGCGACGUCCAGAAGGCUGCGGAGAUAGCCAACGAGAGCGGGAACUGGGCCGCGUCCUACCACCUGGCCCGGCAGUACGAGAGCCAGGACGAGGUGCGGCAGGCGGUGCACUUCUACACGCGUGCGCAGGCCUUCAACAACGCCAUCCGCCUGUGCAAGGAGAACGGGCUGGACGACCAGCUCAUGAACCUGGCCCUGCUGAGCUCCCCUGAGGACAUGACGGAGGCGGCCCUCUACUAUGAGGACCAGGGCGAGCACGUGGACAGGGCCGUCCUGCUCUACCACAAGGCCGGCCACUUCUCCAAGGCUCUGGAACUGGCCUUCGCCAGCCAGCAGUUCGCAGCCCUGCAGCUCAUCGCGGAGGACCUGGACGAGAGGUCGGACCCCGCCCUCCUGGCCCGCUGCUCAGACUUCUUCCUGGAGCACAAUCAGUACGAGAAGGCGGUGGAGCUGCUCCUGGCCGCCAAGAAGCACCGCGAGGCCCUGCAGCUCUGCCUGGAGCAGAACAUGCGCAUCACCGAGGAGAUGGCCGAGAAGAUGACGGUGCCCAAGGGCUCCAAGGAGCUGUCCGAGGAGACCCGGCGCCAGCUGCUGGAGGAGGUCGCGGACUGCUGCAUGCGCCAGGGCAGCUACCACCUGGCCACCAAGAAGUACACGCAGGCGGGCAACAAGCUGAAGGCCAUGAGAGCGCUGCUGAAGUCGGGGGACACGGAGAAAAUCGUGUUCUUUGCGGGCGUCUCGAGACAAAAGGAAAUCUACAUCAUGGCUGCCAACUACCUGCAGUCCCUGGACUGGCGGAAGGAGCCGGAGAUCAUGAAGAACAUCAUCAGCUUCUACACCAAGGGGCGCGCCCUGGACCUCCUGGCGGGCUUUUACGACGCCUGUGCCCAGGUGGAGAUCGAUGAAUACCAAAACUACGAGAAAGCCCACGGGGCGCUGACCGAGGCCUACAAGUGCCUGGCCAAGGCCAAGGCCAAGAGCCCCCUGGACCAUGAGACCAAGCUGGCUCAGCUGCAGAGCAAGAUGACACUGGUGAAGCGGCUCAUCCAGGCCCGAAGGACGUACGCGGAGGACCCCCAGGAGGCGGUGCGCCAGUGCGAGCUGCUCCUGCGGGAGCCGGAGCUGGACGGCAGCGUCCGCGUCGGGGACGUCUGCGGCUUCCUGGUGCAGCACCACCUGCGGACCGGGCAGCUCCAGACGGCAUACCAGUAUCUGGAGGAGAUGCGGAAGAGGGUGCCCGCCGCCAGCAUGUCCCACUACGUGAGCCAGCAGACCGUGGACGCCGUGCACCAGGGCCUGGGCCUCCCGGUGCCGCACAGCAUGCCCGAGCACAGGGGGGCGGACGACGUGCUGGAGGAGGUGGAGGGCGAGCCAUGACCGUGGCUGCCACGCCCCCGGAGCUCCCCAGGUUCGCAGCAAGAGCCUGACUUUCUCGUGCAAAUGAAAGCUGUGUCUGACGCCCCAGGGUGCUGGCUGUCACGCCCACAAGGGGCCCGAGGUCCCUGGUCCCUUUCCUCCAGGCUGGUCUCCCCAAGGCAGUCUGUAAAGCCUGAAAGCCUUGCUGACCUCCAUGAA
This is a messenger RNA of Suricata suricatta (meerkat), 4642 nucleotides long. RefSeq names its product intraflagellar transport 140 (gene IFT140). NCBI's taxonomy places the organism in Eukaryota, Metazoa, Chordata, Mammalia, Carnivora, Herpestidae. The coding region runs from base 44 to 4444 and encodes 1466 amino acids. The transcript has 29 exons. Gene Ontology annotation, biological process: intraciliary retrograde transport. Gene Ontology annotation, molecular function: protein binding. The record is from RefSeq and is a predicted model, not a curated record. Gene Ontology annotation, cellular component: intraciliary transport particle A; ciliary basal body; axoneme.